GCUACAGCAGAGAAUCGGACAAGGAGGGAAGAGAGAGAUUGGUGAGGGGGAGAGAGAGAGAAAGAGAGAGAGAGAGACAAAGGAAGUGAGUGCAAGAGGAGCCGGCUUAGCAUCUAAACUAUCUCUGGUGAGUGUUCCCCCAGCCUGGCAUAGGGCAUGCCCCAGUUCACUUUCGCCUGCUUCUGUGGUCUCCACGGCUUCUGCAAAAUGAAGAGGAAGAAGGAGGAAGUUCACAGAGAGCGGGAGACGGCGGUGUGAUCAGAACCAGGGCCCCUCCAUCAAGCCCCCAGCAGGUCCCAGGCCUGAUGGUGCCCGCUUCUGGCUGGGCCUUGGAGCAGGAAGCCGUGUGUGUAUCUUAAGUCUUGAUUUAGCCAGUGCUCUUCUCAGCCUGACUCUCACCCGAGGGCAUCAGCCUCCUGUGUGCCUCUCAUCCUCAUGCCCACACCCAUUAGCUUCCAAUUCUCAGACCUCCUUGGAGAGAGGCCCCAGCCACACAAGGGGGAACCCCAGGACCUGCCGCAUGCCUUCCAGAGACUGAGAAGCCCCAGGGAGGCCAAGGAGCGAAACUUCUUUCCUGCCCUGAGAGCUUCGGGGGACUCUUUUCAGGGAUUCUACCAUCAGAAAAGAGGCCAAACUUCUAUCACCAUGGUGGAUGUGAAGUGUCUGAGUGACUGUAAAUUGCAGAACCAACUUGAGAAGCUUGGAUUUUCACCUGGCCCAAUACUACCUUCCACCAGAAAGUUGUAUGAAAAAAAGUUAGUACAAUUGUUGGUCUCACCUCCCUGUGCACCACCUGUGAUGAAUGGACCCAGAGAGCUGGACAGAGCUCAGGACAGUGAUGACAGCAAAGAGCUUAAUAUCAUUUUGCAAGGAAACAUCAUACUCUCAACAGAAAAAAGCAAGAAACUCAAAAACUGGCCUGAGGCUUCCACCAUUAAACCCAAAGCUGUAGAUAUCUAUUGCUUGGAUUAUAAGCCUUCCAAGGGAAGAAGGUGGGCUGCAAGAGCACCAAGCACCAGAAUCACAUAUGUGACUAUCACCAAAGAGAGAGACUACUGCGUGGAAGACCAGACUAUUGAGAGCUGGAGAGAAGAAGGUUUCCCAGUGGGCUUGAAGCUUGCUGUGCUUGGUAUUUUCAUCAUUGUGGUGUUUGUCUACCUGACCGUGGAAAAUAAGUCGCCGUUUGGUUAAGUAAUUUAGGAGCAAAGCAAUGCUCCAAGUGAGGCCUCCUGCUUCAGGAAAGAACCAAAACACUACCCUGAAGGGCCAGCCUAGCCUGCAGCCCUCCCUCGCAGGGAGCCUUCCCUUGCACUG
Molecule: messenger RNA, 1314 nt
Organism: Nomascus leucogenys (northern white-cheeked gibbon)
Lineage: Eukaryota; Metazoa; Chordata; Mammalia; Primates; Hylobatidae
Gene: LEMD1
Product: LEM domain containing 1
Exons: 7
Coding region: 436-1191 (251 amino acids)
Source: RefSeq, a predicted model, not a curated record